This is a messenger RNA of Brienomyrus brachyistius, 1253 nucleotides long. RefSeq names its product asialoglycoprotein receptor-like 2 (gene asgr1a). The transcript is spliced from 9 exons. The record is from RefSeq and is a predicted model, not a curated record. NCBI's taxonomy places the organism in Eukaryota, Metazoa, Chordata, Actinopteri, Osteoglossiformes, Mormyridae. The coding region runs from base 135 to 1028 and encodes 297 amino acids. Gene Ontology annotation, molecular function: signaling receptor activity.
UGGUAAACAGAGAUGAUGCUUGUGCGCUCAAAGUGCAGGGGGAAAGCAGCGUGUCUCUGUCCCAGUCAAACUGAUCCGCAGAGCGCAUUCCCACAGAUGUUUGCUGGUCGGCUCCGUUGCGAUUUCACACAGCCAUGAAGGAGCCAGAGACGAGGAAUAAUGAGUAUCGCGACGAUUUCGAAUGUAUGGACACUAACGAGGACAGAGUCUUCUGGAAAAAAGAUCCUGCACCGGCCAUGACCUCAGUGUGGCGUGCUGGCAGGUCACAGUUGUGCGUGGUCCUGUCCGUGUCUGUACUGCUGCUGCUGGGUCUCAUCAUCGGCCUGUCCGUCAGCAAUGCUAAGGUGGACAGGAGGUUCAUAGUCCUGGAGGACACUGUGGCCAACAUCAGCUCCCUGCUGACGUCCGUCACCACUAAGGUGCACAUGGGAAAGGACACAGAUGAGAACUUCCACACAGAGAUCAGCAAGCUAACAGUCUCAAUGGAAACCGUUGAACAGCAGCUGACUUCUGUCAUAAAGUCUCUGAAAGCAAUUGACGAACUGGAACCUCUGAAGACCCAGGUUUCAGAGCUGAAAUGCAACAUUGACAAAAUGAUCAAAAACGUCACCUCAGCAGGCUGCUGUCCAAUCGACUGGACCUUCUACUCCACCGCCUGCUACUAUUUCUCCAGGGAGGUCAUGUCCUGGGAUUCAGCAAAAGAAUACUGCACCAGCAAGCAUUCCUCCCUGGUGAUACUGAGAGACGACGCGGAGUGGACCUUCGUGAGCAAGAGGACCAUGCCGAACUAUUACUGGAUCGGCCUGACGGAUGAGCGGACCGGGGACUGGGAGUGGGUGGACAGGACGCCGUACGUCAUGAACAGAAGGCACUGGAAACCUAACCAGCCGGAUAACUGGAGAAAUCACGGCUUGGGAGGAGGCGAGGACUGCGCGCACCUGCACAACGACGGCACGCUCAACGACGACCACUGUAGCCGGCUGUACCGCUUCGUCUGCAAAGCCAUAGUGUCCGAAACGCCGGUGUGACGCCAAAAGCCACGCUUCCUGUACAGGGUGGGCGGGGCGUGUCUCUCCGACCUCGCAGUUAUAACCGUGGCGAGCGGCCGCUAACCGGCACGAGGCUUAUCUCUUUCGCAGGGUGAUCCUCAGUAGUGUGUGUGACCCCAGCAGGUAUACAGCUGCUGCCUGUUGUUGUUCCGAAAUAUCCUUUUGGGUUCUGAAGCUCUGAAUAAACCUGCUUCAUUUUCAAAA